Molecule: messenger RNA, 1113 nt
Organism: Theileria orientalis strain Shintoku
Lineage: Eukaryota; Apicomplexa; Aconoidasida; Piroplasmida; Theileriidae
Product: 2-C-methyl-D-erythritol 4-phosphate cytidylyltransferase
Exons: 2
Coding region: 1-1113 (370 amino acids)
Biological process (GO): isoprenoid biosynthetic process
Molecular function (GO): 2-C-methyl-D-erythritol 4-phosphate cytidylyltransferase activity
Source: RefSeq, a predicted model, not a curated record
AUGACUGUUCUCUCAGACAAGGAAUCCGACCCCUCAAGAACUAGGAGGAAAUCAAAAUCGCAUAUUCUCGAGGAAUCUUUACGUUUUGGAGCUGAAGAGCACAAAUAUAGUAGUCAUAUAUCUGAUCCCACAGGAAUUUCUAAUGUUAAAUUAAACACAUACUCAGACAGUGGCAAAGUUAAAGCCACGGCCAUCCUGCUGUGCGGUGGGUCUGGCAACCGAUUCAACUAUGAUUUUUCAGAGUACCCCCAGGGAAAAUACUAUAUUCCCGAAGGGGUGCCGAAAUCGAAGCAGUUUAUCCACAUAUAUAACGUACCACUGUUUGUUUACUCUCUCUCCGAACUCAUUCACAACCCUAGUGUUUCUGAAAUUAUUAUCUCUUCCAAACCGCCAUGGUUUUCCAAAAUCGUUGAAAUGAUAGUCAAAUCUCGUGAAUUUAUUGCUAAUUAUGGUGAAAAAAUGGACGUUCCCGGAUACUCUGUGGAUCUGAUAGACAACUAUCCCUUCGGUAAAAUUCACACAUUCGCGUACGAUUUCAGCUCUAAAAAUUUUAUUUUGGACUUAAAGGACAUAGAAAAUGACGAGGAAGCUCGGUACAAGUUUAUUAAAUUUGUAGAAUCUGGACCUGAACGCUGUAAUUCCGCAUAUAAUGCUCUCAGGCACUUGGAGGAUCACACCAAAGACGAUCAUCUUGUUUUAAUUCAUGACGGAGCUCGACCUCUCAUUAAACUAAUCGAUCUGGAUCUUUUGAUUAAAAACACUGUCAAAUACGGAGCUUGCAUCCCUGCUUACAGGCCAGCUGACACCAUAAAGUUGGUGGACGAUAAAAUCGUCUCCAAGACCCUCGACAGGUCCAAAACUUAUGUUGUUCAGACUCCCCAGGCGUUUAAGUACAAGUUGAUCAAAGAUGCCUACGACAAUGUGAUGGAUUCCUUGAUUUACGAGCCGAUGCUGCACAAGUACUUUACGGACGAUUCUAGCAUUUUGGAGUCACAGUUUGUCAAUGUCGUCGUCGCAAAUGGACAUCAGUUCAAUUUGAAGCUAAGCUACAACAAUGAUCUGGAUCUGUGUCGGUUCUUAAUUAAAAAGUCGAUAUUUAACGACGCAGUGUAA